Messenger RNA from Didymodactylos carnosus, 946 nucleotides. The record is from the annotation of a GenBank genome assembly. NCBI's taxonomy places the organism in Eukaryota, Metazoa, Rotifera, Eurotatoria, Philodinida, Philodinidae.
AUGACUGGUGAUAAUGAGACCGGUGAUGAGCAUGAUCGCCAUCAAGAAUUUCAGACAAGAGUAAUGAUUAAAUUUUUACGAGAAAAAAUAACGGGGAAAGUAUCAUUGCGUACAUUAACAUCACCCACUACAAAACAUGACAUUGAUGAACUACAACAAAUUGCUACGAAUAACAACAAUGUUACAUCAUUGAACAAGACAAAUUCACAAAAUAGUUUAAUCGGUGUACAACAAACACGAUCACGUGAUUCAAGUUCAGAUAGAAAUGAAUCACAAUAUCAGGUUGAAAAACUUACAUCAAGUACUCAACGAAUACGUAGUACUAAACAUGACCAUCAAAUAUUAUCUGUUUCAUCAACAUCUCUCUCAUCCACAACGUUACCAGAUCACCAUAUCACUAGCACAACAAAACAAUCGAAUACAUCUCCAAUCAGUAUUCCAAAAAAACCUCCAAGAUCUCAAGUAAGUGAAUAUUAUUAUUUCUUCUUUUAAUAUAUAUUCAAUUCAAGUGAUUGACAGAAUGUUGAAGGUGAUGUGCGCCUCAAUGAAAUACAUAAAAAGAAAAAAAAAAAAAAUCACAUAAUUUAUCGUUUAUAUUUUAAUCGAGUUCCUGUCCAUAUAGAUUAAAAAAAUAGUGAGAAAAAAAGAAGAAUGUACAAUCAUCAAAUUAAACAUACAGAAGUAUUCAAAAUAUUGGACAUAUGUUCUAGACUUUAAAAGAAAGACGUAUAUAGCAGUUGUGUAUGUACUUCAUUGUUACACACACUUAUGAAAUAUUGACACACUUUUAGUGUUUAUUAAAAAGAAUUAGUAUCCAAUACUAUAGCUUAUGUGAUGGUUUUUUACUCAGAAGAAUGAGCCAAAGAAAGAAAAAAAAUAGUUCAUAUUUUUUUUUUUAAUUUUCAUUUCUUUUACUUUCUUCAAACUACAUAGUUCUGACGUACUU